GUCCGGAGCAGGCCAGCAAGCUGUUUUACCCCUACCUGAAGACGUCUUCCCUCCACAGGGACUUCCUCUUCGCCAGUGGCUCCGGUAAGUGCCAAGACGAGUCGGGAUGCGAGGCUGAUAUGUCGGAGGGCGCGGAUGUGGGGCGCCACUCGCCGCCCCGGCCGCAGCAAGAGCCCAUCAACCUUAAGAAUGAGCAGGCGGAGUCUGACCGGGAGAGCGGCGCGAGCUCGCCGGAGGCGGCCCGUCAGCUAGCAGAGCCGCGGACCCCCUCCCCGCGCCGCACCCCGCACCAGCUGAAUGGCUCCAUGGCGUCCAUGUUCCAAAACCUGCAGAAUUUGGCCAGCAUGCAGCAGAACAUGCCGCAGCAGAUGUCCCAGCAGCUGCAACAGCAGAUGUCGCAGCAGAUGUCGCAGUUAGCUGCCAACCUGCAGGGGCUGACGUCCAUGCCGUCCUCCGUCAUCAACUCGCCUUUGAACCUGAGCGUCAGCGCGCCAGGCAUGGGAUCCCCCAACCCCGUGGGCAACAGCAACAUGCUGCCGCCAGCCAUGCCGUCGCCCAUGCCGCAGCUCAUCCUGGCUUCAGGGCAGCUGGUGCAGGGCAUACAGGGAGCUCAGCUGCUAAUACCGACCUCACAGGGUAUCGCCACGCAAACCAUCCUCACAAUACCAGUAAACCACGUCAACUCCAACGACCAGAUGGUGAACCUUGCCCUCAACAACGGGCAGGUCGUCUCCACCUCACUAGCCAACCUCCAAGCCAUGGCUCAACCACACCAGCUCCUCAACUCCAACCCUCAACAACCUAGACCCAACAUGCUCAACCCUACAUUGAGCAACGCGCUACUGAAUCCUGGGUUACCGAACUUCUUGUCGAACGGAGCUUCAAGCGCCCAAGAGCUGCUCCAAGCCUUCCAGCAGCCUCAGCCUAAUCACAACCUCCUUCAAACUGUGCAGCAGAACAACUUGAAUCAGCAGAUGCAAGGUCGGCGGUCGUCGUCCCCAAGGCCUGAUCGGCAUUAUAAGGAGAGGGAGAACUUCGAGAGAUAUGCGAGCAGUUCGAGAGAAAGAAGUGAGAGGGAGAACCAAGGGAGUGCGGCGAUUAACAGUAUUAACAGGCUCGCAGCUUCCAACGGCGAGAUUACAAUCACGACAUCGGCGCACUCUGGCACCGGCAGCUCAGCGGGCUCAGCACCGGCUCCAUCACCCCACGCGCCUGUCAAGAUGUCGCCCGGCUCUGUCAAGAGCUCGCAUGACGACGACCUGCUGGCUGACUCUCCAAAUCAACCAACAAUAAGCCAGUCGUCCAGUAACGUGGUCGAUGGAAUCAACUUAGAAGACAUCAAGGAAUUCGCAAAGGCCUUCAAACUACGGCGGCUUGGCCUAGGCCUCACCCAAACACAGGUCGGCCAGGCCUUGUCCGUGACCGAAGGCCCCGCUUACAGCCAAAGCGCCAUUUGCAGUGCCCUGGCUUCGCAGAUGCUAGCAGCUCAGCUGUCGUCACAGCAACAAAACAUAUUUGAGAAAUUGGAUAUAACACCAAAAAGUGCGCAGAAAAUCAAACCGGUGCUCGAACGUUGGAUGAAGGAAGCAGAAGAGAGGUAUGCAACCGGGCAGAACCAUCUGACUGAUUUCAUUGGUAUGGAGCCAAGCAAGAAACGUAAGCGGCGGACCUCGUUCACACCACAAGCUUUGGAACUGCUGAACGCACACUUUGAAAGGAACACGCAUCCAUCUGGUACAGAAAUAACCGGACUAGCACACCAACUGGGCUAUGAACGCGAAGUCAUUAGAAUAUGGUUCUGCAACAAACGCCAAGCACUCAAAAACACCGUCAGAAUGAUGUCGAAAGGAAUGGUCUAAAUCCAUCUACACCUAUUUUAAAGAUCUACUCACGGUGCGUCCAAACCGAGCUAUUUUUUCCCGCCAAAGUAAAUUUUAACAUCUGUUAUUCCAAUACAUUGUGUGUCAGAAACGCAAUUCCAGUGCUUACAAUCACCGGCGGCCAAGAAUAAGAAAGAUUUACUACCUAUUUUGUUUUAAUAGUUAGUUCAGUGUGGACGCACUAUUAACUGGCUGGUAAACGACAUAAUACUACAGCAUUUUUUGAUUUGUUUAACUUGAAAUAUGGCGUGUUUAGUUAUUUACUUGAACCACAGAUGCUAGAAAAGUUAAUGAUGGGAUACAGAUUAUCGAUGAUUUUAAUUGUUACAAUUUUACUGCAUUUAAUUUUUGAUCUGUUUCAAAAAAAAUAUUACGUUCAGUUCAAAAUACAGACGUGUUGCAUUUAUAUGAACGUUUUCAUAUUUUUUUUUAUUCCGGUUCAAACUACAGCUUGUAAGAUGAUAAGUUUUCUUACACAUAUUUUUUUCAUUACACAACGUCAUUCCAACAUUUCCAACCCACCUACACUAUGUUCCUUUGCUAGAUAUUCUAAACUGUCCUAAAUCAUUAUUAAAACAAAGUAGAAAAGUAGAAAAAAACAUUUUAACGCACCAUCUUACAUUUCAAUCAAAGAAAUGUUUGUACGAAAACUCACAGGUAUUUCGCUCUUAAAAUAAAUUCAAUAUGGAUAGGAUUUUUGAUAAAAUGUAAAAUUAAAACAAAUUUCGACUGAAAUAUUUGUCUCGGCGUAGUUUUAACCAUGAAUGGAGUAUUGUAGAAUAGGCAUAGGUGUCUAGUACAAAAUCAUUACCUAAUAUCGGGUUCCUGAUAAAGCCAUUUUUUGCUAAAUUAUACAAAGCUUGCGUACCAGAACUACAUAUGAGGGUGCAUACAUGUCCCCAAAUCCAGUAAGAAUGUUCUGGCAGCGCUUGAACUUCGGUUCACGUGCGUCUUAAUUUGAUGUUCACGAACAGGGCAGCAUUUUUAUGUAGCAAAAUAUUGCAUUUUGUAAAUAAGUACAAUAUUAAAUUCUCGAUACUUGAUAAAGUAGAUGAUAAAUUAAUUUAUUGAAAUACUCUGAGUUGUUCCGUUCUACUUAGCGAAUGUUGCACUUUACAAGUUUUAGUAAUAAUCGAUAUUAUGAAAGUACGUAGAUUUAAAUAAUUAUGUCGUCUGUCUUAGUGGCCUACUCAGAUUUUUUUAUCUAGUAGGUUUUUGUUGAUAGAUAGGAUAUAAAACGAUAUGUAAGUACAUUAUAGUUAAUAAAUACGUCGGCGUAAAUGUAAAUAUCGUUUGUGUUUUUGUUUCGUAUAACGUAUUAUUAAUUUUAAGUUAAAGAGUAAUUUAGCUUUGAACGAUAAUUUGUAUGAAUUGACAAGUUGGAUUUUUGUGGCCACAUUAACAAUUAAUUGUUUCACAUAUUAAAAUAUUUAAUUGAUCACUUUGUCGUGCAUGUUUCAUUAUAAAUACACGUAACAGGGGGUCUCUCAAUAUCUAUAUGUUAUGUGCAUAUUAUUUUGGGUAGAUAUUAUUUACAAAAAAAACUAUAAAAUUGCCUCGCAUUUGGAAAUGUAGAUUUUGAAGUACAUUAUUAUAUUCAAAGAUUUUCAAAAAAUGGUCGUUAUUACAAUGUUCUAUAAGUGUUUUGUGUGCCCGAAAAGUAUGCACAAAUUAUUAUAGCCUGGUCAAGCUUCUCAUUUUGGUAACUUGCGACUCUUUUUAAUCGACUACAUAGAUAAAAAUAACAUAAACUGCGGUUACUAUUUGAAGUAUUUCAAAAUGCUAGUGAUUUGAUAACUAUACAAUCCGGCACUGAAUUGAUAACGUUUAACAUAAAAACUUAACUAUUUAAAGUAUUUCAAAAUACAAGUGAUUUAAUAAAUUAUACUACCCAACAUACAUAAAACUGUUACAUCUCAUAAAGUCAUAUACAGAAUAAUUUAUGUUUAGUGACAUCUUCAUUUCGCACACAAGAUUAAUUUUCAAGAAAAUUCGUAUUACUUAGAGUGGCAAGUGUAAAUAAUUUAGUUAGAAAGUUUUCAUCUAAGACCUACUGUUAACUGUAUUACCGAUAGAAUAAGAUGUAAUUUAACGUAUGUUAAUGACCAAUGAAAACCAACUUGUGAUCAUUAAUAUUUGUACUGUUACCUACUACUUUAAACAAGAGUCGUUAAAAAAUAAUAUUAUAAUAAAAUUGAACAUAUUUUUCGGCUGUUGAAAAAUUGUAAAUACAAUAUUAAGGAUAAUAAAAACUAUUUGGAUUAAUAUUUAGGAACAAAGGGAAAAAUAUUAUCAAAAUUUAUAUUUUCAAAAAUUAUUACAAGUGCAAAAAGUGUAUUUAAAAAAAGGGAUGUUUGGCCAUAAUCAAAAUUUUACACGGAACGGAUUUUUUAUCGACUUAAGCACAACACUCCACACACACAAGCAGUAAGGUACACAGUGACUCAAAAUUGUGCGGUGCGACUUUGAACCUUACCUACUUAAGCCGGAAUCAGGUUUUUCGUUACCAUUCAUAAUAUAAUACCAAUGCUCUAGAUGACUUUAGUAGUAAUUUAAAUACCUAAUCGGAAAACAGUUUAGUAAACGUGCUAACGAAGAAAGUAGAUAUACAACGCAAUGAAAAGCCUGAUUCCCAUCAAACAUUAGUGUAAUAGAGAAGGCAUUUAGGAUGCUAAGUACAAAGGAUAAUUUAACUAUUAAACUGCUAGUCCCGUUAUGAAUAAAAUAAUUAAAUUUUAAUUGUUACUGGGCAAAUUCGCAUCGCACCGGUUUUCAUAAUUCGCAUGUAACUUGUAAACAAUAUAAUAGUCUAAAUACAUAAAGUCUACACAUAACUCAGCUGUAACACAUAUUCAAACCAAACUGUAACAAUAUGUAAUAGUGUAUUAAUUUUUUCUUCCUGUAAUGGUACCGAACGAAUGACUAUGGCUGCUGGUUUAUGAAGAAAAGCAGAAUAAAGGCAGAUAACUGUUUGAAA
This is a messenger RNA of Cydia fagiglandana, 4857 nucleotides long. It is a transcript of the gene pdm3, whose product is annotated as POU domain, class 6, transcription factor 2. The record is from RefSeq and is a predicted model, not a curated record. Lineage: Eukaryota; Metazoa; Arthropoda; Insecta; Lepidoptera; Tortricidae. Bases 120 to 1859 code for a protein of 579 amino acids. Gene Ontology annotation, biological process: regulation of transcription by RNA polymerase II. The transcript has 12 exons. Gene Ontology annotation, molecular function: RNA polymerase II cis-regulatory region sequence-specific DNA binding; DNA-binding transcription factor activity, RNA polymerase II-specific.